Molecule: messenger RNA, 1310 nt
Organism: Trichomycterus rosablanca
Lineage: Eukaryota; Metazoa; Chordata; Actinopteri; Siluriformes; Trichomycteridae
Gene: cryl1
Product: crystallin, lambda 1
Exons: 8
Coding region: 91-1038 (315 amino acids)
Biological process (GO): fatty acid metabolic process
Molecular function (GO): NAD+ binding; L-gulonate 3-dehydrogenase activity
Source: RefSeq, a predicted model, not a curated record
AUCCAUCAGUACUGAACAGUAGAGUGCAGAAUGGGAAUUUGGACUUGAAUGAAUUACAACUAAAUAUUUACAUCAUAUUUGAACUGCACAAUGGCUUCAUCUAAAGGGAAAGUAAUUACAGUUGUAGGAAGUGGGCUGAUUGGGCGCUCCUGGGCCAUGGUGUUCCUGAGUGGAGGAUACAGGGUGAAGCUCUAUGAUAACCAGCCAGGACAAGCGUCAAGAGCCAUCACAGAAAUCAGGAAGGAAGUUGAAGGGCUUCAGGAUGCACAGAUGCUUAGAGGAAAUCUCAGUGCUGCAGAACAGCUGAGCCUGCUUAGCAGUCAUGAUGACCUUUCACGGGCUUUAGAGGAGGCAUUUUUUGUUCAGGAGUGUGUGUUCGAGGAGAUUCAGGCCAAGCAGACUGUAUUUAAGGCCGUGGAAGAUCACGUGGGUGAAAACACAAUCCUCAGCAGCUCCACCUCGUGUCUGAUGCCCAGCAAUGUCUUUUCUUUGGUCCAGAAUCGAACAAGGUGUAUUAUAUCACACCCGGUAAAUCCACCCUACUACGUUCGUCUAGUCGAGCUGGUUCCUCACCCCGAGACCCUUCCUGCAGCUAUGGAUGUGGCAUGUGAGCUGAUGACUGAGGUGGGGCAGGCACCUGUGCGUCUUAGGAAGGAGAUUGAUGGCUUUGCCCUCAACAGAGUUCAAUACGCUAUUAUUGCAGAAAGCUGGAGACUGGUUAAAGAGGGUGUGAUCUCUGUAAAGGAUAUUGAUCUGGUGAUGUCCGAGGGGCUGGGUAUGCGCUAUGCCUUCAUUGGUCCAAUUGAAACUAUGCAUCUCAAUGCACCAAAUGGUCUCGAGGACUAUCUUGGUCGCUACCGGGAGGGCAUGAAGAGAGUGCUCUCUAGUUUUGGACCUGUUCCUGAGUUUGAUGGAGAGGCAGCAGAGAGAAUCACUAAAGAGAUAAGCGAGCUCAUCCCCAGUGAUCCGGUGCAUCUCUCUGCAAGAAGAGAAAGAAGGGAUCAGCUGUUGAUGGGGCUGGCUAAGCUGAAAAAAUGAGGGACCCUUGCCCUAGCACUGAUGGCCUAAUUAAAGAAACUAGUGUUACAUAUUGCACCUGUGCUUUAAAGAACAGGCUGAUCCUUUCUACUCAGGAAUACUGUUUUAACACCAGGAUGUAUGUGCUUACUGUUAAAUAAGCAGCACUACUGUGCCUGAAUUACAAAGUAAAAGUAUUAUGUAAAGUUGAUUUCUAUAAAUCCAAACCCAGCCAUUACUGACUGAUCUGAAUUAAAAAAAUGGAAGCUGGUAAAGUGUUUUUGUUCUUUGUG